AUGGCCGAGUUCCAAGCCAUCAUUUUGGCUGGUGGUCGUGGUAUUCGUCUAUAUCCUUUGACAGAGGAGACACCCAAGUCACUUCUUCCAGCAAAUGACAAGACUUUAUUAUGGUAUCAAUUGCAUCUCCUCGAGACUUCUGGUUUUACCGAGGUGUUGGUACUUACUGUCCCGGAUCUAUUGCCCCCAAUUCAGGACUAUGUCACACGUGAAUUCGAUGGUAAAAUCCACGUUGAACUGUGUGAAGUGGCGGAUAAUACAGAAACAGCUGAUGCUUUACGAGAAGUAGCAGACAAGAUCAAGUGUGACUUUAUUGUAUUGGCUGGAGACCUCGUGACGGAUGUGGUACUGCACAAUGUCGCAGAUUUUCAUCGUAUCAACAAUGCCAGUGUUACGAUGUUACUUCGACAAGAGGCACCAAUUCGUAAAGGUGAGAAACCUCGUCGUGAUAAAGACAUGACGGAUUGCAUUGUACUGGCCGAGGGGCAACGAGAUGAAGAAAAUCGGGUUGUCUUGGUGUCUCAAGCGGUCCAUAUGAAUGAAGACUUGUACGUGGCCAAGAGUCUCCUGAAACGUCGGAGCAAUCUCGUACUUCAUACGGAUCUCUAUGAUGGACACUUUUAUAUGUUUUCGCAUUGGGUGCUCGACUUAUUGCAAGAAAAGAAGUACAUUGCCAGCAUCAAGGCUGAUCUCGUACCCCAUCUCGUACGUCGGCAAUUUCGUGGAGCAAAUGCUUUACCUGAGAGUGUGAGGGACAAGGCUACUAGUACACAGGAGCUGGCAGCGUCCAUGUCGCUGUCAGAAGCGAAACAUGACCCCGACGACCUUGUGCGCUGCUUUGCCUACGUGUUGCCUACGAACGCCUACUGCGAGCGUGCGGACACGAUCGCAGCAUACCGAGCCAUGAACGAGGAAGUCGGCUCGCGACUGCGCAUUAAGCGUUCGGGAUCCAUCUCUAGCUAG
Messenger RNA from Peronospora farinosa, 963 nucleotides. The record is from the annotation of a GenBank genome assembly. Lineage: Eukaryota; Oomycota; Peronosporomycetes; Peronosporales; Peronosporaceae.